AUGCUCAAGCACACCGGAGAACGACCAUUUCCAUGCAGUGUGUGCCAGAAACGAUUCAUCCAAAAACGCAAUCUCCAAUCGCACAUGAAAACACACAUUGAUAAAUUUCUGUUCAGCUGCUCGAAUUGUUCGAAAGGAUUUCAUCGCAGCGAGGAAAAGGUGGAUCAUGAAUCCGACUGCAAGGUUCGUCGCUACGAGUGUCACCUAUGCAAGGAAUUCUCUACUUUGCGUAAGACGAAUUUGAAAGUUCAUCUGCGCAUGCAUACCGGCGAGAGACCAUUCAAAUGCGACCAAUGCUCAAAGAGAUUCAACCAACCAACUGCUUUGAAACGCCAUCGCGAAUCUCACACCAAUCCUCGUCCAUUGAAAUUCAAGUGUUCAUCUUGCUUCAAGAACUUCGCACAACAGAAGGAAAAAGAGCAUCAUGAAACCAACUGUAAGCGUCGCGGAUACCGAUGCCAUUUGUGCAAGAGCUACACAACUCACCUCAAAGGACAUUUGAUGAACCACAUGCGAGUCCACACUGGCGAAAAGCCAUUCCGAUGUGAAAUAUGCUCGAAGUGCUUCUCGCAAAAGUCAACUCUCAACCAACACCAGAAGAUUCACAAGUCGCUGUCUGCUGUCAAGGAAUAA
This is a messenger RNA of Sitodiplosis mosellana (orange wheat blossom midge), 633 nucleotides long. Its product is annotated as zinc finger protein 436-like. The transcript has a single exon. The record is from RefSeq and is a predicted model, not a curated record. The coding region runs from base 1 to 633 and encodes 210 amino acids. Gene Ontology annotation, molecular function: DNA-binding transcription factor activity, RNA polymerase II-specific; RNA polymerase II cis-regulatory region sequence-specific DNA binding. Gene Ontology annotation, biological process: regulation of transcription by RNA polymerase II. Lineage: Eukaryota; Metazoa; Arthropoda; Insecta; Diptera; Cecidomyiidae.